AUGUCUCCAUCAUCAUUCGUUGGUUCCAAUCACGGCUCACAGGCCACCACCCUAUCUGCCUCUGACGAAGACGAAUCGAUCUAUCUCUCCCGCACCAAAAUCUUCCACUGGAUCCGAACUUGCAUCUCUGGUCUUAUCUUCGCGGUUGCCGUAGCCGUAAUUGGCUGCGAAGCUCGCUCCCUUCGCUUUUAUCAGGAAACCAGCCCAUUCAAGGAAUGGGGGCUCGUCCUGUGGCCGGAGCAGCUUGAUCUGCGUCCAACUACGGCCCUGAUUGCUUGCGGCAGUAUCAUUGCCGUUCUCACCCUCGCGUAUCUUAUCAUGGCUUCCCUUCCAUCUCCACACUCCCGCGUAAUCCUCCUAAACGUCAUAAUCACCAUCGUAGCACUCAGCGGCCUUAUCGCUGCUAUAGGCGCCAUCGCCUUCACUUCAACCGUUACUGACCCGCGCAUGAACAACGGUGACAAUGUCGGCGAGACCAUCCGCACCUGGACCUGCAAGUGGGGAUUCCCGAGCGGAGUGGACACAGAUGGUAAGCCGGUCGAUGCCACGGACGCCUUUGGUCGGCUGUGCAGGGAGACUCAUACUUCCUUCUCGCUUAUGUGUGUGUUGAUUGUGCUUCAGGCGAUUUUGGGUGUGGCUGCUGCUUUCGGUUGGUGGAUGGAAUUUGGGAUGGAGAGGAAGCGCGGUGUUGGAGCGGUGGAAACUGGAAAUGGGGCUGGGGUUGGGAAACAGUCUUUGUGA
Molecule: messenger RNA, 741 nt
Organism: Paracoccidioides brasiliensis Pb18
Exons: 2
Coding region: 1-741 (246 amino acids)
Source: RefSeq, a predicted model, not a curated record